UCGUUGCUUUAAUCAAUCCUGCGAUCAACUCCACGAACCGUCACUGUUACUGAGGCGUCGACACGUCGAAUUUUGAUCACAUCCGAUGCUUUCCAAGAUUCGUGACUAUCUGGGACACCCAUACUACUUCGACGCUAGAUUGAAAAAAUUUACAAACAAGGAAAUAUGGCUUAUGUAAUAUACUGACAGGGGAAUAUUGUCAUGUUUGACCCCUAUUUUCUUGUGCUAUCCUCGCAUUCCCCUUUCCCUUGCCACAUCAAUAUCAAUGGCUACCGAUUCCAAGGUCCUCGACGACAGCAGUUCCACUGCUACCGCACCCCCCUCGUAUGACACGAUCUCAGCAAGUCCUAUUCAAUACAAUCAAUCAUCCAUAUUUUCUUCUCGUCGCAUGAAGCAAAAACGUGCCGCUGUUCUAUCCCGCAUCCGUGAUAUAGUCCUAGCCCCCGAUUACACCCCUUCUUCAGUGGUCCCAAAUCUCAAUGCCUGCGCUGAUGUUCUCCCAGCUGCAGAGCUCUUUGAUAUCCUGCAAAAACUCAAUAUCGAGGGCCACACAGCGCUGUAUUGGGCAAUUGUGAAUAAUCGGCUAGAAGCUUUUUGGGCAUUUCUCAAGUUCAUUCCCACUUAUGCGCCUGUUGGCCAGUCUGAAGUGCGCAUCGCGUGCAUGAUGACCAACGACCACGCACUGUUUACGAAGCUGGACCUUGGAAAAUACAUCGAAAUCUCGCGUUUGAGAUGCUCUUUAGGUUGCCCGCCAGAUAAGAUUCAGGUACAUGCAUGCGAUGAACCCUUGAACCAGUUCAACGUUGUUUUACGAAUCGGGAUGUUCCAAAAACGCCUGCGCACACAAUGUUUGUGCUUUCAAUUUGUUGCAGGGGGACGUAUAUGCUGGCUGCGCUUCCGGAUGCAACAACCUACUAGCGAAAUGUGGCACGCCGAGAUUGGCCUUUCACGGUACAGCCCUUCAGCGCGUCUAAACGCUGUACUUGUGAUCGAGGCGCACAGCCGGAAACCUGGCUGUGCAACUCCACCUGAAGCGCUGAAAAUACCAUUGUCAUUGACAGACACAAAGUUUGUGGCCCUUGCAUCUUGGCUAUCGCCCGAGGGCAUUAGCCGUGAGGCUCCUCCCAAAAUGACUUGCUGCAUCUCGAAUGAGUUGGGUGAUUGGGUGAUGCACGCGUAAGUCUCCUCC
Suillus clintonianus is the source of this 1189-nucleotide messenger RNA. RefSeq lists its product as uncharacterized. NCBI's taxonomy places the organism in Eukaryota, Fungi, Basidiomycota, Agaricomycetes, Boletales, Suillaceae. The record is from RefSeq and is a predicted model, not a curated record. The coding region runs from base 266 to 1180 and encodes 304 amino acids. The transcript is spliced from 4 exons.